Molecule: messenger RNA, 1427 nt
Organism: Rhopalosiphum maidis (corn leaf aphid)
Lineage: Eukaryota; Metazoa; Arthropoda; Insecta; Hemiptera; Aphididae
Product: probable protein phosphatase CG10417
Exons: 6
Coding region: 95-1165 (356 amino acids)
Biological process (GO): protein dephosphorylation
Molecular function (GO): protein serine/threonine phosphatase activity; cation binding
Source: RefSeq, a predicted model, not a curated record
GGACCGUACGCCUCACACCCACAUACUGUUAUUAUCGUUAUUAUUAUUAUUGUACAAUUUAACAAUAUUGUUUGUAUCCACAUAUUUUACGGUCAUGGGUACUUACUUGGACAAUCCGGUUACCGAAAAAGUCUCAGAAGACAUGGAAGACGACAUGUUGGUGUGUGGGGUCAGUUCUAUGCAGGGUUGGCGUGUCCGACAAGAAGAUGCACAUUUUAGUAUACUUGACUUCGACGAAAACAUGUCGCUUUUUGGAGUGUUUGACGGACACGGUGGUGCUGAAGUCGCUAGGUUAGCAGUUGAACAGUUACCCGACAUGAUAAAAAACCAAUAUUUUAACGUCGGCGAUUACGAAAAUGCUCUAAAAAACGCAUAUUUGGAUUUCGACGCAUAUUUGCGUUCCAAGACUGCUUUAAAUAGAAUGAAACUUCUAGUACAGCAAUAUGAUACAACGAAUACAAAUGACGAUAAUGACGAUGACAGUACCGAAGACGACAACGAUGAUGAUGACGAUGAUAAUGACGAUAAAGAAGACAUUAACAAAAUGUAUGGUUUUUACAGUGGUAGCACCGCAGUCGUGGCUUUAUUAGUGGACAAGAAAAAGCUCUAUGUGGCUAACAUCGGGGAUUCCAGAUGCGUUGUUGCUGUUCACGGUACUAAAGCCGUUGAUAUGUCAAAAGACCACAAGCCUAGAGACGAACCAGAGUUAUCGAGAAUUCGUGCGGCUGGAGCAAGAGUUACAUUCGACGGACGAAUCAAUCGUGAUCUUAAUUUGUCUCGAGCUUUCGGUGAUCACAUGUAUAAGCAGAACACUAAGCUUCCAAUGACGGAGCAAGUUAUCAUCGCUCUACCUGACGUACAGGCGAGAGUAUUAAAUGCAUACGAUGGUGAUUUUAUCGUGUUGGGUUGUGAUGGAAUAUGGGACUCGUUAAGUAGUCAAUCUACCGUGGAUUUGAUUUCAAAUCACAUCCACGAACCCAAUAUAAAACUGUCGUCGAUUUGCGAAAAAUUACUCAGCAAAUGUUUCUCGGCUGAACGCCGCCCAAAAGGUGUCGAUAACAUGACAUGUAUUAUCGUGAAAUUAAAACACGAAAAACAGCCACGGUCAAACCAAAAGGUCAUUGAUCCGAUCGGCUGCAAAAUUGAUGCUCUCAAACUGGAUUGAAUUUACAACAAUAAUGGUUAUUAUCGAUAUCCAUUAUAAUAUAUAUUUUGUAAAGCAUAUUUUUAUUUUGUACACAAAGUCAAGCGAAUUAUAAAAUGGAUUGGCGUAUUGUACCUAUUUUAUUAUUCAAUUGAAGAGUAUCACAGCAUUUACAUUACACUUAUUAUUGAUAAUGCGUCCAUGAAAUUACUUUUAAAUCUUUGGGUCAUCAAUUAGAUAUUUAGUUCAUAUUAUACAUUAGUUAUGGGGAAAAUCAGGUUUU